GCUUCGACGCAGCCGCAGUGAGACCCAGUCGGCGCAGGCAAGGGGAGGUGGCGGAUGGUCGGCUGAGCUGAGGCGGGAGCCGGGUUUCUUCUCGUUUUUUCCCCACCCUUCGCCGGGAGGCUUCGGACUGGAGCCGCCAUGGGGCCGUGGUGACCGAGCAGAGGGACCGGCGAGGGCGGGAGGAGGAGCGCCAUGAACCUGAGGGGCCUGUUUCAAGAUUUUAACCCGAGCAAAUUUCUUAUUUAUGCCUGCCUGCUGCUGUUCUCAAUUUUGCUGUCUCUCCGGCUGGAUGACAAGAUCGAAUGGAGCUACUGGGCUGUGUUUGCUCCGAUAUGGCUGUGGAAGUUAAUGGUUAUAGUGGGUGCCUCCGUAGGGACUGGCGUAUGGGCCCGGAACCCACAAUAUCGAGCAGAAGGGGAAACGUGUGUGGAGUUCAAAGCCAUGUUAAUUGCCGUUGGCAUCCACCUCCUCCUGCUGAUGUUUGAAGUUCUGGUCUGCGACGGAAUCGAGCGAGGGACCCGUUUCUGGCUGCUGGUCUUCAUGCCCCUCUUCUUCGUGUCUCCGGUAUCAGUGGCUGCUUGCGUGUGGGGCUUCCGCCAUGACCGGUCUCUGGAGCUGGAAAUCCUGUGCUCCGUCAAUAUACUCCAGUUCAUAUUUAUUGCCCUCCGAUUGGACGAAAUCAUCAAGUGGCCAUGGCUUGUUGUUUGUGUCCCUCUGUGGAUCCUGAUGUCCUUUCUCUGUUUGGUUGUGCUAUAUUAUAUCGUUUGGUCAGUCUUGUUCUUACGCUCAAUGGACGUGAUUGCCGAACAGAGAAGAACACACAUUACGAUGGCCGUCAGUUGGAUGACGAUCGUGGUUCCGUUGCUCACCUUCGAAAUCCUGCUGGUGCACAGGCUGGAUGGCCAUAACACUUUCUCCUACAUUCCUGUAUUCGUUCCGCUGUGGCUUUCGCUCAUAACUUUGAUGGCAACCACCUUUGGCCAGAAGGGGGGCAAUCAUUGGUGGUUCGGAAUUCGCAAAGACUUCUGCCAGUUCCUGCUCGAGAUCUUCCCAUUCCUGAGGGAGUAUGGCAACAUUUCUUAUGACCUGCAUCACGAAGAUAACGAGGAAACGGAAGAAACGCCGGUUCCGGAAGCUCCCAAAAUCGCUCCGAUGUUUCGGAAGAAAGCCGGGGUGGUGAUUACGCAGAGCCCCGGGAAGUACGUCAUCCCGCCGCCCAAACUGAACAUCGACAUGCCGGAUUAAAAAUGGAACUUUUUGCACAGGACGGAAUGUCUCCCCGCGAUUAAUCGCCUCUGGGUAUCCGCGGCCAACCCUUAUUAUUUUUUAAUUCAUGCCUUGGUUUUACUUGGUUGGAUGGGUAGGGAUUGGGGCCACUGUGGAUGUGCACUCAUGUCGUUCCCUUAACAAGUGUCCAUCCUGGGGUGCAAAAUAUCACCUAGUAAAAGCAGGAAGUAAAUCUGGCCGGGUUCAGCAGUGGGAACGGCUGAGUCCCUGUUCACAGAACGGCAGCCUUAGGUUUGAGUUCAGUUCUCGGCAUCCAAGUCAUAGAUUGCCACUGCUAAUACCGCUUCACAGUCCCACCUAUCCCGAGUUUUUCCUGUCCACAGUUCCCCCUGGACAAAGGCCCACGUAGGGCUUUGCGCUCACACACUCCUGCAGAGGAUGGGUGUGUAUUUUGGAGAAAGCAGAAAAGGUUUCUUCACGUACGAACCUUCCUCCUUGGUGGAAGUCAUGUUUUCCUGUAUAUAGUAUUUAUAUAAACUCUUGGCCAUGUAAUAUAUUGGGGCUGGGGGGGGGCGGAGAUGAGUCUGUACAUUAUAAAUAUGUAUGUAAAAAGUAUUUUUUAAAAGGCUGUACGGAAUGCGUAAUCUCUGGUGCGUGGCCCCGUUGAGUGUUCCUCUCGGUUUCUAUUUCGGGUUGAAGUACCUUAGGCAAAAGUCGUUCACACCUUUCGAAUUUUCCCCCCUCGAGCCCAUGAACUACUAUUCAGACGUGAGUCUUCGCCUAGGAUUGUUGGCACUUCUCAUUCUGGAUUAAAUUGGGCUCAGAAGAGGUAUGUAAAUUUUUCUGUGAAUAGCCUCAAUCUUUGUACCAUCUGCGGUGGGGUGGAGAGAGGCUUUCAGCUCUUUUUAAAAAAUUUCCACACUACAUUUGGGCAAAGGCUGAUUUCUCACAGCCUCACCUUUUGACCUGUUCAAUAAAGCAUCCCCAAGGGUUUUUUUUCUUUUUUUUGAGU
Messenger RNA from Pseudonaja textilis, 2239 nucleotides. RefSeq names its product transmembrane protein 185A (gene TMEM185A). NCBI's taxonomy places the organism in Eukaryota, Metazoa, Chordata, Lepidosauria, Squamata, Elapidae. The record is from RefSeq and is a predicted model, not a curated record.